AUGAAAUUCUUAAAAUAAGCUUUCCUUUAAGGGUCAAAUUGCUCUCGGCUCCCACAUAUUUUUAAAAUGUUCUUUCUAGCCCUCUAAAUUAUUUAUUCCGUAACAUAGCGUCCAUCUAUGAAGUCCACUAACUGCACCCUAUAAGCUUGAAUCUGUUUAUUGUCGCCACCUAAAUCAUGGCUGGAAUUUCUUGGCAAAAGGAACAACUUUUGUCAUAUCUUUUCUUGUAAAAUUGUGGUAGGAAUAAGUUGGGUAAAUUGGAAGUCAACAAUACUCCACCAAACAAAAUCUUAACUUAACAUCAUGCAAAGGGAAUGAUGGUGAAUAACAAAACAACAAUUACAAAAGUAAAGCAAGCUCUUAACUCCUUGUUUUGAUUUUCACGUGCCCACAAGAACACCUACCCAAGAACACACAAAGUUUAUGGUUUUUACUUGUAUGCAGAAUGCAUUUACAUAUAUAUCAGUAGACAUAAAUUGUUAGAUAUUGUACAGAAACUAUGAUUAAAUUCACCGUUCUUAGAUUGGUGCUCUUCAUGUUGGUUCUGGUUCUUCGUCCCAGCACCGAAGGCCAGGUAGUAGUCCCUGUGGUACCACUCACCCCUUUUAUCCCUCGCCCACUCUGCAAUUACCAAAUGGCCCUUGCUAAUCAAGCCUGUUUAUAUCUCCCAUUCACACAAGUACCUCCUCAAGCACCUCGCGCCCCAUUUGGUCCACCAUCACCUCCAUCUGAUGACGAAAGGCACGACCACAGGCAUGGACAUCGGCAUGGGCAUAGGCAUGAUGAUGAUGAUGAUGAUAAUGAACAUGAACAUGAGCAAGAACAUAACCAUAAUCAUGGGCAUGGGCAUAGACAACAUCAGCAUCGUAGGCAUCACCGACAUAGAAACACGCCCAUGGAAGAUGAAUGUUGCAAGUGGUUGUCACAAGUUGAUGAUCAAUGUGUUUGUGAUCUUCUUGUUCGUUUGCCUCCUUUCCUUGCGAGACCUGUUCAUAAGUACUCUGUAAUAGUUGGUGGCUCAUGCAACAUCACUUACGCAUGUGGAAGUCGAUUCAGGGUCUAAAAUCUAUGUAGGACUUUUAACAGUUUUUAUGCUUUUGUAGUUUCUGUAGAUUGUGAUUCUAUAAAAUUUUCAAGCGUUAUCUUUA
Messenger RNA from Lactuca sativa (garden lettuce), 1148 nucleotides. Lineage: Eukaryota; Viridiplantae; Streptophyta; Magnoliopsida; Asterales; Asteraceae. The record is from RefSeq and is a predicted model, not a curated record.